This is a messenger RNA of Branchiostoma belcheri (Belcher's lancelet), 1200 nucleotides long. RefSeq names its product ankyrin repeat and SOCS box protein 5-like. The transcript has 6 exons. Lineage: Eukaryota; Metazoa; Chordata; Leptocardii; Amphioxiformes; Branchiostomatidae. Gene Ontology annotation, molecular function: protein binding. The record is from RefSeq and is a predicted model, not a curated record. The coding region runs from base 250 to 1098 and encodes 282 amino acids. Gene Ontology annotation, biological process: positive regulation of protein catabolic process; protein ubiquitination.
ACCAUCGCUAAAGACCAAAGGUCAUGGGUGACUGUGGUUCCUGGUUAGCCUAAACCACAACGUCUGCCAAGACAAACCCACAAGUCCAUGUUAAACGGUAGCAUCUCUAAAGGUACUGACGUCAUCCCUAUACACAGGGGCGGUGCCAUGUUUCAGCAGAAAACGUUAAGGGUCUAAUCGUAACUACCAAAGAGCUGGGAAAGGAUCCACACCUACACACCAAGGGGAACAUUCCACACACGGUACAACAUGAAUGACGAAAGGAGGAUGGUCGAGGCCGCCAUGUCUGGAGACACACAGACGGUGCGACUAUACCUCGACAAAGGUGUAGAUAUCAAUUACGCGAUCUGGAACCGCAACUCGGCCCUGCAAGCCGCCUGCAGAAGGAGCAGACUGGACACCGUCAAGUUCCUCCUGUCGUGCGGGGCAGAUGUCAACAAUGUUACAGGCGAAAGGUGGUCCAACCAGCCCACUGCACUGAUCUUGGCCGCAGAGGAAGGCCAGCUGGAAAUAGUCAAGUUGCUGUUGUCACAUGGUGCAGACGUCAACUUUACCGACAGGUGGCGCUAUUCAGCUCUUCUCUCAGCAGCCGCCAAGGGGCAUGUGGCAUGUCAGGAGAUCCUUAUCGAAAACGGUGCGAACGUUGACCAGACAGGGGUUGACGAUGCGUCUGCCCUCCAUUGUGUCACCGGGGAGGAGUUGACCAUGAAGGACGCCGAUCCUUACCGCAUCUCCCCUCAGGACUCUCUGCGGCUCUGCAGGUCCCUCCUACGGGCCGGCGCCAACCCCAACACCGGGGACGGGAGCGGGCGGGGGACCCCGGUCCAUGUCGCUGCUCGGGGCGACCAUGUCGACCUUACAAGGCUCCUCCUAGAAGCUGGGGCAGAUAUGAACGCCGUGGACUCUCAGGGGAAGAAACCCGUGGACGUGGCUCCGAAAGAGAGUGCCACAAGAGACUUACUGCUCAGUCCCAGCCCGCUGACACUGUGCCAACUGUGCCGGCUCGUCGUGAGGAAAAGUCUCGGGAAAGAACGACUUCACACAAUUGACAGGCUGAAAAUCCCCACGGCGCAUAAGACUUUCCUACAGUUCGACUGAAACUUUUUUGUGUGUGUGUAAGAAUUUUUUUUAUAAAAAUGAUAAUUCUUGAAAUGUAAUCUAUAUAUGCAAAAUAAAAGCAAUGGGAGGUGUAAGUGCUCA